This is a messenger RNA of Eublepharis macularius, 2496 nucleotides long. It is a transcript of the gene AQP8, whose product is annotated as aquaporin 8. The transcript has 6 exons. The record is from RefSeq and is a predicted model, not a curated record. Gene Ontology annotation, cellular component: plasma membrane. Bases 132 to 908 code for a protein of 258 amino acids. Gene Ontology annotation, biological process: transmembrane transport; water transport. Gene Ontology annotation, molecular function: water channel activity. Lineage: Eukaryota; Metazoa; Chordata; Lepidosauria; Squamata; Eublepharidae.
UCAUUGAGAUAAGUAAAUCAUUCCCCACCACGGAAGAGGGCCAUUCGGCAGGAGCGACCGAGUGGUGGCCAGACACCGCUGCUCCUGAUCUUCGAGGGAGAGAGGGAGAGAGAGAGAGAAUUUGCCCAGCCAUGGUGGAUGUGGAGUUUGGGCGGAUGUCCAUCAAGGAGAGCAAGGUGGAAGGCAAAGAUGGCAGCAGCCCUGUGCAACCCCAUUGGUAUGAGCAGUACAUCCAGCCUUGCAUGGCGGAGCUGGUGGGCUCUGCCUUCUUCAUCUUCAUGGGCUGCAUUUCAGUCAUCGAGAACGUGGAUGGUACUGGCAGGCUGCAGCCGGCAUUGGUGCAUGGAUUGGCCCUGGGGCUCACCAUUGCUGUCUUGGGCAAUAUCAGUGGGGGCCACUACAACCCUGCCGUCUCCCUCGGGGCGUGGCUCGUGGGUGGGCUGAACAUGGUGAUGGUCAUUCCAUACUGGAUUUCCCAGCUGUGCGGGGGGCUGAUCGGAGCUGCUUUUGCUAAGGCCGUGACUGCUGAUGAAAGCUACCAGAAUGCCAGCGGGGCAGCAUUCACGACCAUCACGUCGGACGACUGCCUGGCGAGGGCUGUGGUGAGCGAGGUCAUCAUGACGAUGUUUCUGGUCAUGGCCGUCUGCAUGGGGGCCAUCAAUGAGAGAACCAAGGGACCCUUGGCCCCCUUCUGCAUUGGCUUCACGGUGACCGUGGAUAUCCUGGCAGGGGGUGCUAUCUCAGGAGCCUGCAUGAACCCAGCCAGAGCGUUUGGCCCAGCACUGGUUGCCAACUACUGGGAUUACCACUGGGUGUACUGGGUAGGCCCCAUGGUGGCUGGACUCCUGGUAGGAGCUUUGAUUAGGUUCCUCCUUGGAGACAAGAAAACCCGCAUCUUCCUCAAAUGAGUGCGCCCCCAGUUGUUUGGGCAGAGCAUCCAGCGGGGGGUGGGGUGGGGGGGCUCCUCUGCCUGACCAGACCUCUCCGGCACCGUCUGCCACUGACAUCUCUGCUUCCCUGUCUGACCGCCACCCCCAAGCAAGAGGGCGCCUCCAUCUGCCUGGAGGUGGCAGACCGGCCCAUGGACUCUUCUCGGCGCACUGCUCUUCCGGCUCCAGACGAAACUGUUCCGGGUUCUCCUGGUGGGGCUGACCAGGAGGAGUCGCUUUCCCUCUGUAUAACUUGCCUGUAAGCGAUGUGAUCCCUUGCCAAUUCCCCACGGCAAGGAGGAAGGGUCCCCCGGUUCUCCUGCGCUUUGCUUGCCAGAGAGGGGGCUGUGCAGAGGCAUCCAACGUUUUGGGGGAGGGGUUCCAAAGGUCACCCUCACUCCCCCCAAUUAACCUGAGGAGGAGAGGGUAGUUCUCCUGCUGGCCAAGUCAGGGCCUCCCCCCCACCCCCCACUGCCGUCAGCCACUGCCCACAGGGGCAUGCUCACUUCAGCUUCACCCCCACUAGGAGUCGGUAGCGCUGGUUCUUGGCUGCGUUGCUGACGGCCCCCCCAAAACAGGCCAGGAGUUUCAUUAGUGCCAACCUCUAAUAAUAAUAAUUUCGAUUUAUAUACCGCCCUUCAGGACAACUUAAUGCCCACUCAGAGCUGUUUACAAAGUAUGCCAUUAUUAUCCCCACAACAAUAAUCACCUUGUGAGGUGGGUGGGGCUGAGAGAGCUCUGAGAAGCUGUGACUAGCCCAAGGUCACCCAGCUGGCUUCAAGCAGAGGAGUGGGGAGUCAAUCCCGGCUCUCCAGAUCAGAGUCCUGCCGCUCUUAACCGCUGCACCAAACUGGCUCUCCCCUCUAAGGCUUUGUAGAUCUCCACCUUCUUGCAGAGGAAUGAAGGUUUCUCCACAAUUCCAGCAAGAGUGCUUUGCCGGAGGCUCACGUUGUGGGAAGGAGGUGGCUGCUGCCCUCCUCCUUCUUUGCCAAAUGCUGCCCAGAGAAGCAGCUGUAAAUCCCAAUAAGGUGAAUCCAAGCAGAGCCCGUGGAAGGCUGCCCAUACAUCACGCCCAGCGACAGCACUGAUUGAUCGCUGCGUCCCUCCUUGUCCAAAAAGCACAGACCAGCAGCAGGCAAUGGCGCCUGGGGACUUUCCCCACCUGCCUGACCGAUGGGCCCAGCUCCUUCUUGGCCAGCUGUGGCUGGGACUUCUUCCUUCUGCCGGGCAUGUCGGAGACCCGGGCAGGCAGGGGCCAGCAUGGAACUAGCCAGGAUCCUCCUCCCUCCCUGGCUCAUUGUGGUGAUUGGAGGGUUGCCAUGCCAGAACUUUCUUCUCUUCUGGCUGCAAUUCAACAGGUUCAGCUUCUUCCAGUAUGCUGAGGCAGUGGUUGGGGAAACUGCCAAAAGCCCAGGAAAACCUGCUUGGAAUGGGGGCAGCAGUGACUUCAGGCUGUCUUACUGGAGAAGGAAGCACACUCUGAACAUGCACAGAGGCGCUCCUCUUGAUUCUUAUUCCGAGUAUUCUACAAUUCUGUGGGUCCUUAAAAUAAAUAACGUAUUUUAAA